Eimeria mitis is the source of this 1509-nucleotide messenger RNA. RefSeq names its product PRPF39 protein, related, related. The record is from RefSeq and is a predicted model, not a curated record. NCBI's taxonomy places the organism in Eukaryota, Apicomplexa, Conoidasida, Eucoccidiorida, Eimeriidae. Gene Ontology annotation, molecular function: protein binding. The transcript has 9 exons. Bases 1 to 1509 code for a protein of 502 amino acids. Gene Ontology annotation, biological process: RNA processing.
AUGCUGCCAUUCCCUCUUGGCUUCGUGCAGCAACAGUGUGCCCCCGCUGCAGCCGUUGACUGGGAGGCAGCAGCAAAGCAGUAUUCUGCAUGUCGCGCCCCGCCGUCACAGCCGCAGUCGCAGCCUGAACACCAGCAGCAGCAACAACAGCAGCAGCAGCAGACAGAAGAUUAUGGGGGGAAGAGGAAGAGAGCGACGAAGGGAUUUAAAGAGAUGCCCAAUGAAACAGCCGAGACGGAUGACGUAGCUCCUCCUGAUACACCUGAAGGGGAGUUUCAAACACUGGCCUAUAGAUACGGAGAAGACGGAAUGCCAACAGAUAACAUCGGCUUUCUGCUGAAGAGGGCGGACCUCGCUCCCUAUUCAUACGAGGCCCUCCACGACCUUGGCCCCGAGAGGCUCGACGACUACGAAAGCGCGUUGGAGCGGCUCUUAGAAGAAUAUCCUCUUCUUUUUGGCUACUGGAAGAAACUCGCAAGGCUUCAGUGCCAUUUGAAAGGCGACUGGACCAAAUGUGACGAGGUAUUCGAGCGUUGUUUAGAGUUUGUAGGCCACAACCCGCUUGUGUGGACGGCCUACUUGGAGUGGGCUGGGGCCCACUGGAAGGCGUGGCCGCUGUGGCAGAGCAUUCUAGACUGGGAGGAGGGGGAGCUGUUUGCAGCCCGCGAGAGGGUCAACGCUGCUGAGCAUGUUGCGGGGCCCCUGGAGGCGAAGGAGGAGGAGACAGAGAACACAGACAGCAGCGCUCAGCCCCCUGCUGCUGGCACUAGCCUCGUAGAGACAAACCGCAUGCAAAUGAAACUGGCGCUGCAGCGUCUUCGGCAGCUGUAUUGGAAGCUGCUGCAGACCCCGCUGGAGUGCUCGGACUUGGCUUGGGAGAGGCUGAAGGCCCUGGUUGAGCGGGGCAGCAGCAGCAGCAUAAGAAGCAGGAGGGGCCCCCGUCCUGGCCUGCAUGCAGAUGCUGACGGGCUCACAAAGGGGGCCUCCACGCUCUUUGACGUCUAUGAUUUGCUUCCUGAUGAGCUGCUGCAGCAGCUGCUGCAGCGGCUGCUGCAGCAGAAAUCCGCAACGCUACAGGAACUUCAACUGCCACCUGAAACAGCAGCAAUGGAUCAGCAGCAGCUUUCUGAUGAUCCUGCUGCAGAACUCCAGCUGCCACCUGAAACAGCAGCAAUGGAUCAGCAGCAGCUGUCUGAUGAUCCUGCUGCAGUAAGAGACGCUAUCAAAGAGAGGGUCUCUACGCUCGCAUCCGUGAACGCGGUGGAGAAAGAAUGCUGGCAGCUGCUGAGGGAAAGCCUCGACAGUACACUGGAACUCGCGGCUCUGAGGCAGCCUUUUGAAAAAGCGGUCAGCAGCAGCAGCAGCAGCAGCAGCAGCAGCAAAAGCACAAGGAGCAGCAUCAGCAAAGCACGAGCAGUAGUAACAGCAGCAGCAGAAACAGCAACAGAAACACAGGCAGCAGCAGCAGAAAAGCACGAGCAGCCGCAGCAGCAGAAGCAGCAGCAGUAG